AUACACGGGAAAGUACUUGACACACUGAUCAUUCAUCCAAACCCAGAACACCAGGAACUAAGUACAUAACCCAGGGAACCUGGAGAAAAUUGAAAGCCUAGCUAGGGCUCCGCCCUCCCACUCCCAGCAUGCGUCCCAGCAUGCCCUGCGCCGCAGCCUGGGUGGGACUUCCUGUGCAAGCCUACGGACUUCCGCGACUGCCAUUGGUAUGAUAUGCGUGUGGUCGCCUGGGCGACGAUGCUGGCUGUGAAGUUUGGAAGGGAGGACUAGCAGAGCAAGCUGGCCUCAAGCUCAGAGAUCCACCUGAUUCCUGGGAUUAAAGGAGGAGAGGUCUGAGGGAUACCUCAGUGCUGUGCUCCGAACCGCUGCUCUAACCCGUUGCACGAGCUGUAGCACCACAGGCCACCCCUGGCUUAUCAAAUCCAACCACGAAGGGAGCUCUGGACCCCCAACUGCCUUGCUACUACUGGCAGGCUGAAGCCAUGGACAUAGACGCCGAACGAGAGAAAAUAACUCAGGAGAUCCAGGAGCUCGAAAGGAUUUUAUAUCCUGGAUCCUCCAGUGUCCACCUUGAGGUCUCUGAAUCCAGUCUCAGUUCGGACUCCGAAGCAGAUUCCCUGCCUGAUGAGGACUUGGAAACCGCUGGUGCCCCCAUCUUGGAAGAAGAAAGGUCGAGUGAGGGCAGCAAUGAGGAGGAGGACCCCAAGGACAAAGCUCUACCUGAAGACCCAGAGACCUGUCUGCAGCUAAAUAUGGUCUACCAGGAGGUGAUCCGGGAAAAGCUGGCAGAGGUUAGCCAGUUGCUAGCCCAGAACCAGGAGCAGCAGGAGGAGAUCCUGUUUGAUCUGUCUGGGACCAAAUGCCCUAAGGUGAAGGAUGGCAAAAGCCUGCCUUCAUACAUGUACAUAGGCCACUUCCUGAAGCCAUACUUCAAGGACAAGGUGACUGGAGUGGGGCCUCCUGCCAACGAAGAAACACGGGAGAAGGCUACCCAGGGAAUCAAGGCCUUUGAACAGCUCUUGGUGACCAAGUGGAAGCACUGGGAGAAAGCCUUGCUCAGGAAGUCUGUAGUGAGUGACCGCCUGCAACGCCUUCUCCAGCCCAAGUUGCUGAAGCUUGAAUACUUACACGAAAAACAGAGCCGAGUCUCUAGUGAGUUGGAAAGGCAGGCCUUGGAGAAGCAGAUUAAGGAAGCAGAGAAAGAGAUUCAGGACAUCAACCAGCUCCCAGAGGAAGUGUUGUUGGGGAACCGGCUGGACAGCCACGACUGGGAGAAGAUUUCCAAUAUUAACUUUGAAGGAGCCCGCAGUGCGGAGGAGAUCCAGAAGUUCUGGCAGAGUUCUGAGCAUCCAAGCAUCAAUAAGCAAGAAUGGAGCACAGAAGAAGUGGAGAGGCUAAAAGCCAUCGCUGCCACACAUGGCCACCUGGAGUGGCAUUUGGUUGCAGAGGAACUCGGGACAAGCCGCAGCGCCUUCCAGUGCCUGCAGAAAUUCCAGCAGUGCAACAAAGCCCUGAAACGCAAGGAGUGGACAGAGGAGGAAGACCACAUGCUCACCCAACUGGUCCAAGAGAUGCGCGUUGGGAACCAUAUUCCAUACCGCAGGAUUGUCUACUUCAUGGAAGGGAGAGACUCCAUGCAACUGAUCUACCGUUGGACCAAGAGCUUAGAUCCCAGCCUGAAAAGGGGAUUCUGGGCCCCAGAGGAAGAUGCUAAAUUGCUUCAAGCUGUUGCCAAGUAUGGGGCGCAGGACUGGUUUAAAAUCCGGGAAGAGGUGCCAGGUAGGAGCGAUGCCCAGUGCAGAGACCGCUACAUCAGAAGAUUACAUUUCAGCUUGAAGAAGGGUCGGUGGAAUGCAAAGGAAGAACAACAACUAAUGCAGUUAAUAGAAAAACACGGUGUUGGUCACUGGGCAAGAAUAGCUUCUGAACUGCCACAUCGGUCAGGCUCACAGUGUCUGAGCAAGUGGAAAAUCUUGGCCAGGAAGAAACAGCGUCUCCAGAGGAGGAGAGGGCAGAGGCCCCAUCACAGUAGCCAGUGGAGCUCCAGCAGUGGCAGCAGCAGUGGCGGCAGUGAGGACUAUGGCAGCAGCAGCAGCAGCAGUAGCAGUGAAGACUCAGAUGUGGAGCUGGAGGAGUCUCUGGAGAACAGUAGAACAUUGGCUCCUCAACAGUACAGAGUGCCAGACAUUGACCUGUGGGUUCCUACCAGGCUGCUCACCAGCCAGUCGCAAAGAGAAGGGACGGGGUGCUACCCAGAACACCCUGCUGUCUCCUGCUGCACUCAGGAUGCCACUCAAAAUCACCACAACGAAGGUUCUACUACAGUCUCUGCUCCUGAGAAAAACCAGAUGCAGGCGCCCUAUGAGACCCACAGCACUGUUCCAAGAGGAGUCCAGUUCCUACACUUCUCGGACACUCACCUAGCAAGUAUGAAGGAUCCGACCUGCAAGCAUGUGUUGAAAGUGCCCCUAGAGAAAAUGCUGAAGUUAAUCAGGACUCGUCCAACCACCCAGAGCCACACACUGAUGAAGGAAAGACGGAGGCAGCCACCCCUGCCUAAUUCAUGCCCAGGAUCUGACCCUGGUAACAGAAUGGUUGGGCCCCAUCUGCGGCGGCUGUGGCAUGGAACUUUCCAGAAUAAGCAGAGACGCAAGAGACAGGCUCUCCAUCGCAGGCUUCUUAAGCACAGGCUUCUGCUGGCUGUGAUACCCUGGGUGGGUGACAUCAACUUGGCCUGCACACAAGCUGCCCGGAAACCUGCAACUGUACAGACUCAAGCUGACAGCAUCAGGAUGCAGUUAGAAUGUGCCCGCCUGGCCAGCACUCCAGUGUUCACACUGUUUAUUCAGCUAUUGCAGAUUGAUACUGCGGGCUGCAUGGAGGUGGUUCGAGAGAGGAAAAGCCAGCCACCUGCACUGCUCCAGCCUGGCACCCAGAACACCCAGCCACAUCUCCUGCAGGCAUCCUCUAAUGGCAAGAACAGCACAGGCUGCCGUCUUCCAAGCAUGCCGGGUGAGCAAACUGCAAAGAGAGCCAGCCACAAAGGGCGUCCAUGGCUGGGGUCCUGCAGGGCUGAGGCUACCCCCUUCCAAGUUCCUGUAGCAGCCCCACGCGGCCUCCGGCCAAAGCCUAAGACUGUAUCUGAGCUGCUUCGGGAGAAGCGGCUCCGUGAGUCCCAUGCUAAGAAGGCCUCUCAGGCUCUUGGCCUCAGCAGCCAGCUGCUGGUCUCCUCACCUGUGAUCCUCCAUCCCCCUCUGCUGCCAGCCCCCCAUGGCUCCACAGUAGUAGGCCCUGCAACUUCCAGUGUAGAACUCUCCGUACCUGUGGCACCAGUGAUGGUCAGUUCAAGUCCUUCUGGCUCCUGGCAGGUGGGUGGGAUCUCAGCCACAGACAAGCAGCUCCCCAACCUACAAACCAUUUCCCUAAAUCCUUCCCACAAAGGGACCCAGAUUGCAGCCCCUGCUACUUUUAGGAGCCUAGCCUUAGCCCCUGGGCAGGUCCCCACAGGCUGCCCCCUGAGUACUCUAGGACAGACCUCUACCACAUCCCAGAAGCAGAGCCUGCCCAAGGUCCUGCCCAUCCUCCCAGCAGCCCCCAGCCUCACUCAGCUGUCUGUGCAACCACUGGCAAGUGGGCAGCCCCUGACAACCAAGUCCAGCCUGCCUGUAAACUGGGUUCUCACAACUCAGAAGCUGCUCUCUGUCCAAGUGCCAGCUGUGGUGGGCCUCCCACAGUCAGUGAUGACCCCUGAGACCAUAGGACUACAAGCAAAACAGCUACCUUCCCCUGCCAAGAUUCCUGCUUUUCUGGAACAGCCUCCAGCCAGUACAGACACAGAACCCAAAGGACCUCAGGGCCAGGAAAUACCACCUGAAAAGAAAGAAAUACCUGGGCCUGAAAAGAAGGCUUUGGACCUGAGUCUCCUUUCCCAGGAAAGUGAGGCGGCCACCACCACAUGGCUGAAGGGGUGCCAAGGUGUUUGUGUGCCCCCGCUGGGGAGCAGGAUGCCCUAUCAUCCCCCUUCUCUGUGCAGCUUGCGAGCAUUGUCCAGCCUCCUCCUCCAUAAACAGGACUUAGAGCAGAAGGCUUCCUCUCUGGUGGCCAGCCAGGCAGCUGGAGCCCAACCUGAGCCCAAGGCUAGAGCCCUACAAGCCUCCCUGGAGCUGGUACAGAGGCAGUUCCAGGACAACCCAGCCUACCUCCUGCUAAAGACUCGUUUCCUGGCUGUCUUCUCCCUUCCUGCAUUCCUGGCCACUCUGCCCCCCAACAAUGUUCCCACAACCCUGUCACCAGCCGCGGCUGUGGUUUCUGAGAGUGACAGUGAAGACCCUGGUGACCUGGAGCUCAAGGACAGGGCCAGACAGCUGGACUGCAUGGCCUGCAGAGUGCAAGCAAGCCCAGCAGCCCCAGACCCUGGACAGAGAGCUCCAAGUCCUGGUGAGGUUUCUGCUCCCUCCCAUCUGGAUGCUUCUGACCUUGAUGACCUUGACGUGCUCAGGACCCGACAUGCUCGGCAUUCCCGGAAAUAGAGGUUGCUUUGAGCGGCAAGGACAAGGACUCAAGGGGUCCAGAAACCCACUCUCACACCAGGCAAGAGGCAGGGCCCGAGCCUGACCAGAAGCCCACAAUCCUCGGCAUGAAGAUGGGAGGCCAGAAAGCUACAGGCCUGCAGAUUAAGUUCUGGGUAGCAAGCAACAUGCUGUGAUGAUAGCAGUGGCCAUGUGAUCACAGGCUUAACUGUUACCAAACACGGGUCCACAUAUGUGAGGGAAAGGGAAUAAAGUAAAUGUCUAUUUUUCACUUAAAAAGCAA
Messenger RNA from Mastomys coucha (southern multimammate mouse), 4812 nucleotides. RefSeq names its product small nuclear RNA activating complex polypeptide 4 (gene Snapc4). Lineage: Eukaryota; Metazoa; Chordata; Mammalia; Rodentia; Muridae. The transcript is spliced from 25 exons. Bases 483 to 4529 code for a protein of 1348 amino acids. The record is from RefSeq and is a predicted model, not a curated record.